AAAAAACUAGUGUGUUUUAAGUAGACAAAACAUAGACAUGUCAUUUUCAGUUUUCAUAAGUUAGACAUUUGCUUCAAGUAAAUUGAUAACAGAGGUGACAUGGUGGCACAGCAGGUGUCUGGUUGUACAUUUGGAGUUGGGUUUGGAUUUUGUUCUCCGGGCAGAGUUUGUCCGUUCUCCUCGUGUUCAUGUUGGUUUUUCUCCCACAUUGUAAAGAUAUGUGGAAGAAGGCCACUUCCUAUAAAUCACUUCCAUAUCCUGCAUAAACGGAGCUAAAUGUUCCUUUGUGCCUAGGGAUGCAUAACUCCUAGUAGAUGGAAGCAGUAGUUUUUAUUAACACUCAGAAUAUAAGCAUGCUCCGUUCAACCCUGGACUUCACAGAAAAAGUUUAAAAAAUGACAUAUGGGGCAGCCUCUUCUCAUAAAGAAUAAUACACAACUGAACUAAUACAGAACAUGUCAGCAAAAGCACAGUAACGAUUUUAUACUUGAGUAGAACUCAAUGCACAUCAGUCCCAUUUAUGAAAUGAACUGAUUUGGUGUGGAGUGAGGACUGCAAAUAUUUGACCGUCAGUUAAUUUAAUGGAUUUUUGUGUUAGUUUUGUGCUUGCAGCCUUCGUUCGAAGAAAUUGCGAUAACUGAAAUGAGCGUCUUUGUGUUUUACUAGCAGUCCGUUCACUGGUUCUGAGAAUGGUCCGGCCCACUCUGUACUACUGCUCGUGCACAUUUACCGUACUCUUCUUGCUAUCUGUCAUGUGCCUGGUCCAAGCACUGCUCUGCCCAAGGCUCGCGGAGGACAGCCUGUUCUGUACGGGCAAGAGAUUUGCUCCCAAAACUUGCGGAAAACCCAGAUCGUGCCGACCGCUCCUCUGAAGAGCACCGGUAGUGUAUUUGCGGUAUUGCUGCCUUUGUCCAGAGUGAUUUACAGUCACUUACGCUACACAGAGCUUUGAGGUUAUGGAGCCAGCUGCUCCUGUUUGACACUCAAUGGAACGCUGCAUGUAUGAAUGCAGUUUACCAUUGAAAUAGUGCCACCUCUCUUUUUUUCCCACUCUUUUUCUGGGCCCCGUUUUAAUCGGUUUCUCUCUUGAGUUUAAGGAAUACUGUGCCAUCCACUUGAACUGCUCACAUUCCUGGGCUGUACGCUGUUAGCCUUGCCCUUUCCCUGGAGAGCUGUAAAAGAGUUCCACAAGCUCUCAGUCAUUCGGGGAUGCAUAAAUAUAAUGAAAUUCAAUGCUUUCUGGGGUCUGGUUUUGGCUGCUACUCUAGGGAUUCCUCAGGGUAUUUAACUGUUGUUUUGUAAAUUGGAAGUUUACAGGUCCACGUUUGCAAGUUGUUAUAGCACAAUAAAAAAAAAAAAGUUGUGAAAAUGGGAAAAAUCAUUGUAAGUUCUUUUGGAGAAAACCAAGUUUAGCAGUGAUUUCAAGCACUGUUACCUGCUGUGCAAGUUAUGGUAUGACUGUGUUGCAGACUUUUUGUCUUUUUUCCACUUGAUGAUCAGACUUCCGUAUGUUACUUUCAAAACAAAAAAUAAUACUGCAGCUUUUAACUUUUUUUUUUUUUUCUUUUUCCAGUUACUUCUUUCUGUUUUUGCACCUGACUGCAGUUUCUGCUGAUUAAGAAUGGAGAGGCGUAGUAAAAAAAAAAAAAAAAAUGGCAAAAACAAACCCGGUUUCCAUGCGCUUGUUAAAUUUUGCCAGAAGAUUCUUUACAAAGGUGUGGUUGCGUUCUCUGGAAGAGCUCCAUGUACCUGAUCGGCAUAAUUCGCUGAGGGAAUACGCAGCCGACAUUCCCGCGGUGAACACGGAGUUUUGAACGGUGUUAUCGCUGAGGAAGUGCACUCCUCUCGAGUAAACACGGGCUCUUCUGGGAAUCUUUCGGAACAUGAUCUGCCUGUACUGUGGAUUCUGCUUUGGACGAUUGUUAAACUGAUGGCAGAGAAUGUCGACCACUAACAGCAUCGCCCAGGCCAGGAAGGUGGUGGAGCAGCUGCGGGUCGAGGCAGGAAUCGAGCGCAUCAAGGUGUCGAAGGCAGCAGCCGAGCUCAUGAGCUACUGUGAGCAACAUGCCCGCAGUGACCCCCUGCUGGUUGGAGUGCCCACAUCAGAAAAUCCUUUCAAAGACAAAAAGCCUUGCAUCAUCCUAUAGGAGCGUUCUUGAUGCUUUGAUGCCCAGUCAACCUUAAACGUUGCCCAGCAGUGGGCUUGUCACAGUAUGACCUUAAAUUUUAAAAGAAAAACACUCAUAACUUAAACACUGAGCUUUAGGGAACAUCUGAUCCUGGCAUGGAGCAAGCAGCCAAAUUUGAAAGUAAUAUGACAGUAUCUCAUGCUCUCUCUUUGUAUUACAUAAGUAAUUGAUGAAAUGAUAAGUGUAACAGAUAAUGGUAAUGUUAAAAAAAUGAUGCUCUCCAUCAGUUUUUCUAGUAUAGUUUUCAUGAAGGAUUUAGGAUUUUGAGGGAUUUUGAUGAGGCUGGAACAUAUGGAAUAGAAUGACUGAAGAUGCAGUGCCCAGUUCCUCCUGCUGACUGAUUAGCUGGCUAGUUCAGUUGGUGCAUAGUUUGGAUUCUUAGUACAGUCUUUCUUUUCGUUUAUACAUCAUAAAUCUUUUGUCUUGUUUCCGUUUUUACUGCUAUUUACACCAAAGAGUAAAGUCAACAGGUUUACUUGAAGUUGAUCCUAUCGGGAAGUCUGUUUUGGUCCCGCACCCUGCACUCAGUCUAUUUUAAUCACACUGCAUAUUGAGAUCUGUGGAGUUAUUUAUAAAUCUCUAAUUGCUCCAAUGUUGUGCUUCAUUCCUUCUCAGAAAAAUUUCAUCAGAGUCCGCAGGACUUUAGCAGAUGUUUCCUGCUAGAGUACCUCUGUUUAAUCAAAGGAAACUUCUUGCCAAAUGCCAUAUUACAGCACAGCAUUGAAAGCAUAGCACCUAAUGUCAUUUCUAAAACUACUCAGUGGCUGAUUUGCAGUGUUCAGAUCAAGCAGUAGGUCAAUUCUGGUCCAUGGAAACACACACUGAGCCUCCAAAACACAAGGUCUUUCCAUGAAUCAUCAUUUUGGUACAGUGGUUACAGUUCAGGUUUGUAAUGGAAGGCCCCUUAUAAUGCCAUAAUUUUCAGAUGUCUCACAUAUUGCCAGCAUUUUUCUACUAGAGCCAUUUAAUAGUUUUCUUUAAAUAUUUUGCAUAACAUUUUAACAUUUAACUUUUUCUAUUAGCCAAUCUCAGAGAUCAAUAUCUGCCUUAUUAAAUUAGAAAAAAAAAGAUGUGCAAUAUAUGUAUUAAUGUCAAGCUGCAUUUAAACAUUUUAUUAUAUUGUAAUUGCACAUACUGAAGAAAUGAAGGAUAAAGUUCUAUUUGUUAUGAAUUUUUAGACUUUAGCAUCAUAGUGGUACAAUUAUAUUCAUCAUGUUCGACUGAGGAAUACUAAAGUAAAAUAUCUCAAUGUUUUGUCACCAGUGUAAAUUAUCAACACACUGCUUUGAUCUGUACAAGCAGUCUAGAUCAGCUGGCAAAAGAUCUAUUUAUAUUAAUGUAAUGGUGCCAGUGUCUGUUAGGGUUUUUUUUUUUUUUGUAACUUAUGGUGUCAGAAUUCUUCAUGUUCUCCCCAAGACGUCUUGAGCUGCCCCAAUAAAACCUAAAUGUUAAACUUCAUAUCUGAGGGCUCAUUAACAGUGUGUCUAUUUAAUUUAAAAAAAAAAAAACAUUGACUUGAAUCAGAGAGAUGAUGUAAUUAGUAUUAAAUUUGUGGAGUAACAUCCCUAGCACUCAGUAAAUCAUAUAAAAAAAAAAAUUGCAUUCAGCAGGAAAUAUACCUACCUUUGUACAUACCAUAGCUCAAGUUUACUAUCUGAUUGCAUGAUAAUGUGCUAGCAUUUUUGAUAGAUUUAUGUUUGCGUAUUAAUGGUGGAUUGAAGGAUUUAAUUUUUUUAAAAAUGGUAAAAGUAGAAUGCAAUAAUAUGUUUAAAUAUUGUGUGCAGUUUAAAAAAAACAGUAUUUAUGCAGCUGAUUGAUUUAAUCAGUGACUUAUUACAUGAAGAAGCUUAUGCUUGUGUCCCAACUGCUAGAAUUCUUGUCAUAUAUUCUUAAUAGGAAAAGUGCCCACGUAAGGCAAAUGAUGAUGUAGGGUUGGGUUGGCCACUUAGGAACCAAGAUCAUCAUAAUUUUACAUUAUUCAUUUAAUGUGGAUUCCCCCCCCCCCUUGAUAUUUUUUUUUUUUUUUUUUUUUUUGGAAAAGUUGACAGAAUAAUGGUAGAAGUAGCUUGGAAUGCUAUCUUUUAACUGAUUCUUUAGUUUGCUGGUGACAUCACUAUCAAAAGUGAAAUUAAUAUGUUAUAUUUUAAUGGUCUCUGCUAGAUACCAAAGAGAGACAGUAACCUAUAUAUUGAUACAUAUUAGGAAACCAACCUGACAUAUUUCUUUUGUUAUUUACCUUUAAUAGGUAGCAGUUAACAUGUUAAUCGGCUACCUGACAGCUGAAAAUAAAGCGAGGUGCUAUUUUUUUCCUUUCCUAUAUGGGGUAUGUCUCAUUUAAGGAGAUAUUUUAAUCACGCUCCUUUUGGUCUACUAAAAAUGGCCAACAAAGUAGCCCGUAAUGACUAGUUAGCAUGCUUAUAUAGCGUUUGGGACACAAGUUUUAUGGUCUGCAUGAUGUUCAGAAUACAAGAACAGCGUGUGUGUGUGUGUUGAGUUGUGUAUGCAGUGGCAGCAUGGUCUUCCGGUAACGUCUUCCACGCUUUGUGGAAAAGGAUGUUGGCGACAUGAAGAGCUGCGACUGGAGUACAAUUUUUUUUAAUAGCUUUUAAUGUGAAGUAAAUAUAAAUUGAUGCUAAAUCGGACAGAGAAAACGACCGCGCUCAUGGGACUCCGAACUGGCCCGGUCCUCUUUGAGAUGCUACUGCUAGUUGUACAUUUAUGGAGAAGUAAUGAAGGACAUCCUGAGAACCUGAUACAGUGUAAAAGGAGGCUUUGGAGAUGGGAGCGAAAUGUCAUGCUCGGGAGAAUACGUUCCUGUCGCGUAACGUUGUACUGUGCAAUUGUCCCCGUAGUGGCUGAGAUGCGAUGCUCUGGAACUGUGUGUGAAAGAUGAGGCCUGGGUGUUGAUUAUGUGUUGACGCUUGGAGGGAGAUGGAGAGGUUGCAUAGUGAGAGAGGGAUUUUGUUACCUCACCCAAGUACAGUUUGCUGUAACGUCUGAAAUUUCCUUUGAGGAACUUUAUGCAUAAACACAUUAAUUUAUGGAUUUAAGCGUUGAGACAAAGCAGCAACCCGUCAUGAUUCUACCAGAAUUUUUGGCACAUAAUCCUCCUAAAAAUUUUCAGAAGACUGUACCAUUUACGCUUAACAGUUGAUGGUGUCAGUCAGGACCCUUUGAAAUAAUAUCAAAAAUGUUUUCUGUUCUCUUAGUCAUCGGUAGACUUGUGCAGCUGUGGUAAACAGUGCGAGAUACAUUUCCAGUGUAAAAUGCCAGCCUUUGACCUCUUUGCUGUGUGCUGGGUUGUACUGGUGUGAAAGCCUAUUUGCUUUUGGUACUGGGAAGUUUAACAGAAUUUUAAAAGUACCUCUCAGUUACUCUGAAGGCACAUUUUUAUGACAUGUUAAACCCCCGAUACAAAUAAAUACAUUCAUCACCUUUUCAAUAAUGCCAUAAAUUUCAUUCAGACUUGCUCCAUGAGAAUGGCAGCUGACUGGUGUUGUGUAA
This is a messenger RNA of Scleropages formosus (Asian bonytongue), 5693 nucleotides long. Its product is annotated as guanine nucleotide-binding protein G(I)/G(S)/G(O) subunit gamma-7-like. Gene Ontology annotation, molecular function: G-protein beta-subunit binding. Gene Ontology annotation, biological process: G protein-coupled receptor signaling pathway. Lineage: Eukaryota; Metazoa; Chordata; Actinopteri; Osteoglossiformes; Osteoglossidae. The coding region runs from base 1941 to 2147 and encodes 68 amino acids. The transcript has 3 exons. Gene Ontology annotation, cellular component: heterotrimeric G-protein complex. The record is from RefSeq and is a predicted model, not a curated record.